Messenger RNA from Colletotrichum godetiae, 1907 nucleotides. RefSeq lists its product as uncharacterized. The transcript has a single exon. The record is from RefSeq and is a predicted model, not a curated record. The coding region runs from base 207 to 1907 and encodes 566 amino acids. NCBI's taxonomy places the organism in Eukaryota, Fungi, Ascomycota, Sordariomycetes, Glomerellales, Glomerellaceae. Gene Ontology annotation, molecular function: flavin adenine dinucleotide binding; NADP binding; N,N-dimethylaniline monooxygenase activity.
CAUUUGCUAAGAGAAAAGCCUUCUCUCAAAGACGAGCUAUUGGCUAUUUAGACACCUAGCAGACUUCGAAGAAUACGACUUUAUUGCUGGAACUCAAGAAGAAUUUCAUCAAGAAAACAUCCCUAUCAACACUCGGUGCUUACAGACAACCCUCAGAAUCCAACUUGACACAUUUCAGUUUACUUCUUCAAACCCCCUCCGCAAUCAUGGGUUCUAUUCCGACCCCUGUGAAGGAGAACUAUGAUGUUCUCAUUAUUGGCUCAGGCCUAUCCGGCCUUGCCAGUCUGCACCACAUCCGAGAACAGAUGCCCGAUUGCAGGGUAAAGGUACUCGACAACGGUGCAGAUGUCGGCGGAACGUGGUUCUGGAACCGCUACCCCGGAUGCCGGUUUGAUUGCGAGUCCGUGUCCUACAGUUACUCUUUUGACAAGGGCCUCUUGGAGGAAUGGCACUGGAAGGAGGCCUUCUCUCCCCAGCCCGAGACGCACAAGUAUAUUAAGCGUUUCGCGGAGAGAAACGACCUCUACAAAUAUAUCCAGUUCAACACAACCGUCAAGUCAGCUCGCUGGGACGACGGCAACCACAACUGGACAUUCGUCGACCAGGACGGUAACCAGUACAUCACCACUUUCUUCCUCAGCUGCAUCGGCUUUCUUUCGACACCAUCACUGCCCGCUAUUCCUGGUAUUGAAAACUUCAAGGGCCAAUCUUUCCACACCUCGCGGUGGCCGACAGAUUUGGACCUUGCUCGGGACUUUGCCGGUAAGCGCGUUGGCGUUGUUGGGACUGGGGCCACUGGCAUCCAAACCAUCACCGCACUGUCAAAGGAGCCAAGCAUCCAGUCCAUCAGCGUUUUCCAAAGAACGGCAACAUGGACGGUUCCCUUGCGCAACUACGAAAUCUCGCCAGAGAAGAUGGAGGAGCUUAAGAAAGACUAUGACAACAUAUUCGGCAUCUGCCGCUCCACACCAUCAGGCUUCAUGCACAUGGCGGACCCCCGCAAGUCGAUGGAAGUUACGGAAGAAGAGCGCACCGCCCUUUGGGAGAAGCUGUACAACGAGCCGGGCUUCGGCAAGUGGCAGGGUCUCUUCAGCGACACAUACACGGAUCGCCAGGCCAAUGAGCUAUAUUCCAAAUUCAUCGCAGACAAGAUCAGGCAAAGAGUCCACGACCCGGAGGUGGCAGAGUCUCUAAUUCCCAAGACGCACGGAUUCGGUACCCGUCGUGUGCCGUUGGAGAGCGGCUACUUCGAGGCCUUCAACCAAGACAACGUGCAUCUUGUUGACCUCAAGAAGGCCCCGGUCUCUGAGGUCAAGUCUGACCGCAUCAUCACAUCUGAUGGCAAAGAGCACGAACUCGACAUUUUGAUUUAUGCCACUGGUUUCGAUGCCAUCACGGGCUCCUUCAGUGCCAUUGAGUGGCAAGGCAAAGACGGACGGCCACUGAUUGCGCCCAGCGGGACACCAAAGGGCGAGCGAGCCGUUUGGGUCGAUAACAGACCCUACACCUUCCUCGGCAUGACGGUGCCCUCCAUGCCCAACAUGUUUAUGGUUCUCGGUCCGCACCAGCCGUUUGGCAACGCGACAAGAAACAUUGAGCACGCUGUACAGGUUGUUGUGGAUUUGUUGAAGUUUUGCCGUGAUAAGGGGUACACGUAUGCCGAGGCGACACAAGAGGCUGCGGAUGCGUGGACGGAGCAUGUGUUUGAGUGCAGCAAGGGAUCACUUGUCAACGAGGUGGAUAGUUGGAUGACGGGUGUUAAUACGAAUAUCAAGGGCAAGCAGGUUAGGAGCGUUGUUAGAUAUGGCGGAUCUGCGCAGGAGUUCCAGAGGCGGUGUAGAGAGGUCAAAGAGUCUGGUUACAAGGGGCUUACCCUUGCUAGGCAGAAUAAAGAUGUUAAGCUGUAG